AUGGGGAUACUGCGCGAGCCGCCGAAUUCCCAAAUAAGUCCAGUUGUGCAAAUCAGAGAGCAUUUAAACAGUCAAGUGUACCCGGCGAUGUCUGAAAGUGCUGUUCCGAGCGCAUACCUGCGCCGCGCACCCGGUCCCGGAUAUUCGGAUGCCGGAUACGUGUUGCAGGCGCAAGCGCAAGCGCAGGGCAGAUGGCCUCUCCCCAGCGUGUACGGCCCGCAGCCCGCCAGCGCAUACAUGGGCGCACCUGGCGCUGCCGCCGCAGUCCCGCUACCGCGCAUGGCGGACGGAGCGCCCGGCACUUCGGCGCAUCCUAUCCACGCUUUGCCUGGCAUCCAGAGCUUGCCAGCGACGCCGCCGCGCGCACCUUCUUACAUAAUCGGGCAGCCACAGGGUGGCUACCCGGGAAUGGCCGGCGCAUAUGCGCCGCAGGACUACGCCGUCCGGGGUGCGCAGAUGUUCCCAGUCGUGCGCCCAAAGAAGCGCAAGAGAAAGAAAUACAACGAGGUGGAGAGAUUUUACAAGUGCAAUUACAAGAAUUGCACCAAGGCCUACGGCACACUUAAUCACCUCAAUUGCCACAUUAUGUUGCAGAAACACGGCAAGAAGAGACUGCCAUCCGAGUUCAAAGAGCUGAGGGAGCGCUUGAAGAAGCGCCGGCGCAUGCAGCGCGAGAAGGCGCGCCUGGAAAAGGAAAAGGAUGAGCGCCUGAGGUUGGAAGAGGAGGAGAAGCGCGAGGAGGUGCGCGUCAAGUAUGCGCGCAUACCCGGUGCAAGCCCUCUAUCCCAACCAAUGGGAAAGCGGCCGCUCCAGAGGGGCGCGCUUCCUCCUCCAUCGGCGCUAGCGCAGUCUCCAACCAUUCCUGGAUAUGCGCUACCCGCAUCGCGCCAGCCGCUUGUGCGUGCAAUACCCCCACUUCAGUCCUACAGACCUCCUCUUCUCGAUGCAUCCAGAUCUUAUCCAUCCGCUGCCGCAUCCCAGUACUACUCUAUGUACCCAGGGCAGGCGUUGGCACAGCCGGGUGCGCAGUUCCAGGCGCAGAGAGCGCCAUUUCCCGCAGGCUUGCCACCUUUGAGACUGAGCCGCUCCCCAAGGCCGCAGCGCACCCGCCAACUUGGCCUGGCGCCGGUUGCAAACAUGUCGCUAGACGAGUCCCAAAGUCGCCAGCCAGUUUUGGCAAACAGAAUAAAUUACAAUGCAGAUCGUCAAGGCAGUGCUGCGGUUGCAGGUGAUGCUUCAGCAAUGGGCGCAAAGCGGCAAAUACACUAA
Brettanomyces bruxellensis is the source of this 1269-nucleotide messenger RNA. RefSeq lists its product as uncharacterized. Bases 1 to 1269 code for a protein of 422 amino acids. Lineage: Eukaryota; Fungi; Ascomycota; Pichiomycetes; Pichiales; Pichiaceae. Gene Ontology annotation, biological process: regulation of DNA-templated transcription. The record is from RefSeq and is a predicted model, not a curated record. The transcript has a single exon.